CCAUUCAUAUAACUCAAGCAUAGUUUUGGUCGUCUUUCUUUUAAGUAUAAGGGUUUCGAAUAUAGCUUAUACAUCGCUCCACACUCUUUCCUUUUUUCUUUCUUUUCGUCCGUUUUGAUAGUUUACUUCAAACGAAGUUUCUUUCUUUUGUAUCAUGCUUUUUAAAGGCACUACAAAUUCCAUUUAUGUUAUCCUUUUCCUUAUUUCAAGAUUAGUUUAUGCUGCAGUCUUAACGGAUGAGAAUGAAAAAUGGAACUUAAAUCGAAACCGUUCAGCAACAACUAUCCUGGAUUUCUAUGCUGAAUGGACCGAUCAUGAAUAUUUCCCUUCUCCUUCAAACUGGCGAGCUCUUCCUUUUUACACUGUAAUCUUAGACAAGUGGACGAAUGGGUUGCCUGAAAAUGAUGUUAUUGAGGGAACGGUAUUCGAGCAUGAUCCCUAUGAAGUGACUUUUCGUGCUGGUGGUGACAUUGCAGGGCUUACCACACCUCGUUCUUUAGAUUAUUUGGAAGGAAUGGGUAUCAAAGCUAUUUAUAUCGCAGGUACACCGUUCGAAAACUUACCGUGGACUCCCGAUGGCUACUCUCCGCUUGAUUUCACUCUUUUAGACAAACAUACAGGGACUCUUCAAGAAUGGCAUGAUUCAAUCAUGAAACUUCACGAACGAGGAUUUUACGUUAUUUUAGAUUUAACCGUUUCCACUUUGUCAGAACUGAGUUUUUUUAGCAAUGCUACCGAUUCUUUUGCUAAUGCUUCCGCCCCUUUUAGUACGCAUGGAUAUACCAUGAAGUAUAAGAAUACUCACCACUUUUACUCAGAUUUCCAGUUAUCAAAUGGAACUGAGUACCCUUGUUCGGGGCCUACGUUUUGGGACAUAACUGGUCUACCUAUCAAUGACACUGCAGAUACGGAUUCCAUUGACCAGCUUACUUGUAUUCAAGGUGAUUUUGAUCAUUAUGGUGAUGUUGAAGCUUUUGGUAAUCAUCCUCCAUGGUGGCGUCAAUUGUCAAACUUCGCUUCAGUGCAAGAUCGUCUGAGAGACUGGGAUCCUAUCGUCUCUAAAAAGCUGAAACACCUAGGAUGUCUUGCGGUUAAAAUGCUUGAUAUUGAUGGAAUUCGUAUUGAUAAAGCAACGCAGAUUACUGCCGAUUUUUUGGGUAGUUGGAGUUCUUCUAUUCGCGCAUGUGCUCGUGCAGUAGGAAAAGACAACUUCUUCAUUCCUGGUGAAGUUACGAGUGGCGCAGACUUUGGUUCUAUUUACAUAGGUCGUGGUCGACAAGCUGAUCAGCGUCCUAAGGAUGAUGUGCAGGCUCUAAAGAUUGGCUACAAUGAGACAGAAUUUUUCUUAAGAAAAGAGGGUGAUGCAGCCUUAGAUUCCGUCUCUUUUCAUUAUUCGAUUUAUCGUGCUAUAACUUUACUACUUGGUCUUCAAGGUAAGCUAUUCGCAACCUAUGAUCUUAACCGCCAUGAUUUUGCAUAUAUGUGGAAACAAAUGCUUAUUCAAGACGAUCUAAUUAAUGCCAAUACCGGAAAGCUUGAUCCAAGGCAUCUCUACGGUGUUACCAAUCAAGAUAUUUUCAGAUGGCCUUCCACUUCAGAUGGUCAAUAUAAACAAUUGUUGGGAUUUUUUAUAACUCAUUUAUUAAUGCCUGGAAUUCCAUUAGUUUAUUAUGGUGAAGAGCAAAAUUUAAAGUUACUCGACAACCAGGCUGCUAAUUAUGUUUUUGGAAGACAACCUAUAACAUCUUCACUUGGUUGGCAAAAGCAUGGUUGUUACCAGAUUGGCAAUACGCAAUAUAUGGAAUUAGAUUUUUCACCGGCUAGCAAAGCUUGUCAUGAUGACUGGAAUAGUUUCGAUCAUUUGGAUCCAAGCUCCCAUACCAGAAAUUAUAUUAGAAGGAUGAACGAAAUUAGGAGUCAUUAUCCUCAAGUUCGUGACGGUUGGGAUCUCGUAGCAUUAGGAAGAUGGACAGAGGAUGGUGUAUUUCCUGGUAAUGAGAUGUUUGCCGAAUCCACUCCAACUAUGUGGGGUUUGUGGUCUUUCUCACGUGGACCAUUACUUCCUUAUCAGGAUUUUGGAAAACAAAAUGACUAUAUGUGGCUUCUCUUUUCAAAUCGAAACACCUCUAAGACUUUUGAAUUCAAUUGCUCACAAAAGGCGGAGUAUAAGUUUCCUCCUUAUUAUGCCCCAUUAGGACCGUUUAAGAAUGGUACCACCAUCAAAAAUCUGCUGUAUCCAUAUGAGGAAAUAACUCUUUCAGCUUCUACAAUAGAUUCACCCGAGUUUGGAAACAUUGGCUGCAUUCCUCGCCUCGAAAUAGAUGCCUACGGAUCAAAAAUCUUCGUUAAAAAGGAAGAUUGGAUUAAACCAUCCUUGUACUUGACCGAUUUCUUGCCUGGGCAUGACCACCGUAUAUAUUCUUCGUCUGAAUUGACGUCGGUAAACAUCAGCUUUGGUUUUUCAGAGGAAAUUGAUUGUCAAUCUUUAGCCAAGAAAAUUACUAUUAAUACUCAUACACUCGGAAAUUACUCGCAACCGAAAAUAUUAGAGUCGAGUAUCUCCUGCGAUCUUCUUGAGAAACCUGCCACUCAAAUUUUUACCAACGCACCUGUGACACGAUGGUAUUUUAAUGCAACUCUGGAAUCAGUCCCCCAUGGAAUUCAUGAACUAGUACUAAAAGAUGUUAAGAGUGUUUCUAAUCUGUCUAUGCCAUCUGAACACACCCGACUUUUACUGCGGGUCGGAAAUGAAGAAAAUCCAAUGGUUUACGCAAGCAAUGCUACAUUCAGCACAAAAUUGUUACAUGUGGCUGACAACGGAGAUUUGUAUAUCAAUCACACUGGUAUUGGAGCUGAUAAAUAUCGUUACUCGCUGAACUUUGGAAGCACUUACUCUCCUUGGAACUCAAUUAAGUCAGCUUCCGAAAAGCUUAGUAAACAACAUUGGAAUGGAAGUCAUGUUCAAGGAUGGGAUGGGGAGCAUUUGAUUGUUCAGUAUUGGUCUAGCUUAGCUAUGUCUACGGCGCAUAUUCAGCACAGUGAUUCUUUAGGUCUUCCUAGGCAAUUUCCUCAUCUAUUUGUACAGGGUGCUUUUAAUAGAUUCGGUUAUGAUGGAUCGAUUCCUAGUAAAAUGCGGUAUAAUCCUGAUAAUAGAACUUGGACUUAUGAGUUAAUUUCCACAUGGCCGGCACAGAUUGUACUUAACGUUUGGGGAAUGAAUCCAGACAACAACGCAGAUGAAGGAUGGAUUUAUGGUGACAUGGAUAAUGAUACAAUUAUUGAUAGAGUUCCUCCAGGUACUAGCAGAAUUUCGAAUUUUAUUCGAUUCCUUGAACCUCCUCCAAAGCCAUUUCUAUCAUACAAAAUGUAUCUUAAUGAUUUUACUCGACAAUUACAUUAUGUCCCUAAAGGCUCAUGGUCGGUACAAAUUGUUUGUGUGGUAUUGUUAAUAUGUCUUCCUCCUGCGGCGGCUUCUUUUUCUGUACUUCUGUAUAGUGGAGCUUUUUCACGUGUUACUAUCUUCAACGGAAGUCAAAGUAAAGGUUGGAAAGGCUUUAAACAAAGAUGUAAAAACGCGUGCUCUAAAUUGUUUCCUUUUGGUAUUACUUUACCUAUUGAAAACAAUUCAGAACUAAUGAAGCAACUGCCAUCAUCUUCGAAGAAACGUAAUGUAUUGGUAGCAACACUGGAAUACGACAUCCCUGAAUUGAGUCUUCGUGUCAAAAUAGGUGGCUUAGGCGUUAUGGCCCAAUUGAUGUCUCAACAUUUAGAGAUCCAAGACAUGGUAUGGGUAAUUCCAAUAAUCAGUGGGCUUGAGUAUCCGUUUGAUAAAUUAAGUACUGAGCCUAAAAUUAAAGUUAAGAUUCAUGAUGUCGAUUUCAUUGUUAAUUGCUAUUCUUAUAAGAUGAAGAACAUCACCUAUAUAUUUGUGCAAUCUGAAGUUUUUUACAUGCAGUCAACGAAGGAGCCUUAUCCUUUGAAGAUGGAUGAUUUAAAUUCGGCAAUGUUUUAUUCUACUUGGAAUCAAUGCAUAGCCGAAGUAUGGCGUCGUUAUCCUUUAGACAUUUAUCAUGUAAACGACUAUCAUGGUGCUUUAGCUCCCCUUUAUUUAUUGCCGGAUGUUAUUCCAGUAGCAGUUUCUCUCCAUAAUGCUGAAUUCCAAGGUCUAUGGCCACUUCGAACUUCAGAAGAAAUAGACUGCGUUUGCUCAAUUUUUAAUGUUUCUAGAGAGAUCUGCGCUGACUAUGUUCAGUUUGGACAUGUUUUUAAUUUGCUGCAUUCCAUAAUCUCUUACGUUAGAAAACAUCAAGGCGGUUACGGCGUAGUAGCUGUAUCUAAUAAAUAUAGCAAGCAAUCAUUGAAAAGAUAUCCCAUUUUUUGGAGUUUGGUUCACAUAAGUGGAUUACCUAACCCUGAUCCAAGUGACUUGAAAAUGCUCAAUAAUUUUUCUGAUGAACACAGUGAUGUCGACUUCGUUUUGGAGGCCAAACGAAAACUGUUCAAAAAACAAACACAAGAAUGGGCCGGUUUGGACGUGGAUCCGUCUGCUCAGUUGUUGGUCUUUGUAGGACGUUGGUCGCAACAGAAAGGCAUUGAUUUAAUUGCUGACUUGGCUCCAAAACUUCUAGCCGAAUACAAUGUUCAAAUUAUUACGAUUGGUCCUGUGAUAGAUUUGCAUGGUCAGUUUGCUGCUGAAAAACUUCAAUAUGUUGCAAGUUGCUAUCCGAACAGAGUUUUCUGCAGACCAGUUUUCACUGCUGUCCCCCCAUUUCUUUUUGCUGGUGCUGAUUUUGCUCUUAUUCCUUCUAGAGAUGAACCUUUUGGUUUAGUAGCAGUCGAAUUUGGAAGAAAGGGAGUUCUUUGCAUUGGAUCACGAACAGGAGGCUUAGGUUAUAUGCCAGGUUGGUGGUUCCAAAUGGCUUCUCCAAAUACAGGACAUUUGCUUGUUCAAUUUGAAAAUGCUAUAUCAAAAGCUUUCCAAAGCCCACCGGAACUGAGAGCCAGACUUAGAGUUGAGGCUUUACGUCAACGCUUUCCAGUUUGUGUUUGGAAAGAGAAGACCGAUGAUUUAUUAAAAGCCUGUAUAUACGUGCAUGAGGUCGAAGAAAUCAGGAAGGCCAGUUUUGUUUACAGAACAUAUCAAUACCUGAAAUCUGCUGGUAAUAGUAUUAUGUCCAAGGUGUCUCGUCCUGCUUUUCUCCGUCAUAGAGGAUCUGCUGAGCCUGUGUUUAGCGAAGACCCCCCAAUGCAUGAUGGAGCAAAUGAUGUGUAUAAUGAUUCGUACCUGUCAGAAUCCUCGCCAAAGGUAAAAGAUGAAACUGAAGAGGUGGAACUCUACUCUAUUGAUAACAUGCUUAAUAGCUCUCAAUCACUUAGCCCUUAUUCUUCAGUGGUGUCGGUCAAUGAGCAGAAUAAUAGAAGCUAUGACAAUUUCGCUCGUGAUUUACAAACUCACAAUUAUGCUAAUGAGCGGGAAGAUUUUGAUAUUCAAGAAACAUCUGCUACCGCAGAAGAGGACACUAUAAGAGACCAUGUUCUUCCAAUCGGUGAUUCAUCCGUAGAUUUUCAAAACUUGAAUGCCGAUAAAUAUAACGCUAUUGUGGAAUCAAGACCCGUUGUUUUUAAUGGAUCCGUUACGUUUACCGAUGAAGAUGGCGCUACCCGAAGACUGUUUUUAUCCAAACUUGAUAAUUUAACCAGUAACAAUACUAUGAAGUCUUUGUCAAUUGAUCAUUUCAUUCGAAAGCAUGAACGGAAGUACUUUUCUGGACUUAGGAAACAAGAGAUUGAUGUGAAAUUAAACUUCUUUACUGAAAAGGAUAAAGACAAAGCAUGUACAAUUACGGAAACUGUCAAACCAUUAGAAAUGGAGACGGUUGAAAAUACCGCCAUACAAAAGAUAAUGCUUCAUAAUAUCGGUAGCUGGCCUUUAUACACUAUUGUGCUUGCUAUUGGACAAGUUCUUGGUGCAUCAUCUUAUCAAUUGACUUUGUUGUCUGGAGAGUCUGCACAGUCGACAAACUCUAUGUACAUUUUGCUUUCUAUUUUUUCAGCCUUCUCUUUGUUCUGGUGGUUUUUAUCUAGAUUCGUACAAGGAAGAUAUAUACUUAGUUUACCCUUUUUUUUCUUUGGUCUCUCCUUUUUCUUGGUAUCGAUAACGCACUUCUUUCAGAAAACUAAUGCUUGUUCCAUAAUUCAGCAUAUUGCUGCUUACAUAUACGCAAUUUCGAGCUCAACCGGUUCUUUGUAUUUCGCUUGGAAUUUCGGAGCCGAAGGUGGAAUUGCUACGCAUCACUGGGUCCUCAGAGCUUGUUUGGUACACGGCGUACAGCAAAUUUGGUCAGCUAUUCUAUGGGCAUGGGGGGACUUAAUUUCAAAGAAAGAUACUGGCCAAAAGGUAGGACCGGGAAUAUUUGCAGGUGGAUUGGUCGCAUCGUUGGUCUGUUUCGGUUUAGCAUACGUAACGUUUGUUGGCCUUCCUACGUAUUAUAGGCAGAGUCCUUCUAUCAUUCCCGCAUUUUAUCGCUCUCUUACGAAACGUUCUAUUGUACUUUGGUUUUUUAUUGCUCAGAUCUUGAGCAACUAUUGGUUAGCAGUGCCUUAUGGACAGGCUUGGCGGUUUUUCUGGAACACGAGCCAUACACCCUUUUGGAGCAUUGUUAUUUUGUUAUUAAUAUUUUUUAUUGUUAUUUGGGUACUGGUCCUUCUCGGGAUAAAAUUUUUGUCGUUGAAUAAUGUCUGGUUUCCUGUAAUUUUUGGAUUAGGUUUAUUGUGCCCAAGAUGGUGCUUGGAGUUUUGGUCUUCUUCCGGACUGGGUUUGAACUUACCAUGGGCCGGUUCAAUUGCUCCGAUUCUCACUAAAUUAAUUUGGCUAUAUCUAGCACUUUGGGACGGCAUUCAAGGAAUUGGUAUCGGUGUGAUGUUGUUACAGACAUUAGCACGUGAUCACGUAGCAUUCACUUUAAUGCUUGCUCAGGUAAUUAGUUGUUUAACUAUCAUGGUAGCAAAGCCUACCAUACCUGUGAGUGAUAAAGUAUUUCCUAAUAUGGGAUCUUGGAAUCCGUCCGAAGGUCCUGGCCCUUGUUCUUCCCCAUGCUUUUAUUUGGCAUUGCUCUGUCAGUUAAUCGCGAUUGGUGGUCUUUUUUACUACUACCGGAAGAGUCAGCUUGCCCUCUAAUCUCACCUGUUCAUUGAUACGAGUGUUUGGGUAUAAUUGUUUUUUUUUUGAUGAUGAACGUAAGCUCUUUUUUUUGUUUCAUUGAUCUUUAUGAUAGAUCAAAAAAUAGUAAAAAAAAAUAAAAAUUAGAGAAGAAACUUUACAUAUAUAUUUAAUGAGUUUCUUGAUGAUAUUUAAUGAUAUUUUAACUUAGUUGAACUGUGGGAA
Schizosaccharomyces cryophilus OY26 is the source of this 7384-nucleotide messenger RNA. Its product is annotated as alpha-1,3-glucan synthase Mok12. NCBI's taxonomy places the organism in Eukaryota, Fungi, Ascomycota, Schizosaccharomycetes, Schizosaccharomycetales, Schizosaccharomycetaceae. The record is from RefSeq and is a predicted model, not a curated record. Gene Ontology annotation, cellular component: fungal-type cell wall. The coding region runs from base 155 to 7177 and encodes 2340 amino acids. Gene Ontology annotation, biological process: fungal-type cell wall (1->3)-alpha-glucan biosynthetic process. The transcript has a single exon. Gene Ontology annotation, molecular function: alpha-1,3-glucan synthase activity.